Pieris macdunnoughi is the source of this 5424-nucleotide messenger RNA. NCBI's taxonomy places the organism in Eukaryota, Metazoa, Arthropoda, Insecta, Lepidoptera, Pieridae. The record is from the annotation of a GenBank genome assembly.
AUGACGACGGUCUUGGAAGUAAGUGAGGCAGACAGCGUGACAGGACAUGCGCACAGUUUGGCGGUGACUGCGCCAGAACGAGUGACUUUUGUAAAAGGCACGUGCAGGGAAGAGGCGCGCUGGUGGGCGGAUGUUUUGAGUGUCUAUCCCAGAAGCAAGGGACGACACAAGCGCAACGCAACAUUUCCCGGGGGACAAACGGCCAGUUUAUUGCAGUCUACUACUACAAGAAAAUACUCAGCAGAUGCAUCAACUCUGCGUGAUGCUGCAGACUGCAGCAGGCCCCGGUACAACUGUGGGGGAACCACCACUUGGCCAGGUCCGAGGGUACAGCCGCCGCAGCCUGAGAUACCGAGCCUUACACCAACCAAUGUCGACACCAAAGUGUACACAGACCAACCUGUAUCAUCAGCGUCUCCUCCCACUCGGGACAAAAUCAAUGGAGAAGAAAAGGCCCGUUCACGACGCAGGGACACUUGGCCAGAACCAGUUCAAGCUGCUAACGAUGACGCCAACGUCCGAUCCCCUCUUCUACAGCAGCAGCACCAGCAAUAUGAUGAACAGUUGAGGGACAUCGCGGCUUCCCUAACGAAGCCCAGGUCACGCCGUGCGCUGCCGCCUACCUUGGAAAGACCUACCCGGUUACCACCGCCAGACAGACUACCGGCUAGAGGUUCACCAGACGGUGGUGCUCCAACAGAAGAAGGCUUAACUAGCUCAGCAAGUGAAGGAAGCGAGCCAACUGAUGCUGCAGAAGCAGCAGAAAGUGUUGACGGAGUUCGAGUAGAAUUACCAGCUGAACGUCUUCUUCAUGCCAGGGCAGGAUGGCUGCAGCGAAGAGGUCCCUCUGGAUGGUCAAGACACUGGUUCGUGCUACGGGGUGCAGCUCUGCUUUACUUUAGAGAUCCUCAUGCAGAGCACCGCGGCCUCAUGGACGGUGUAAUCGAUUUAAGUGGGGUCGCACGCGUUGUCGAACUGCCCACCUCUGCAUCUACCAAUGGAUACGCGUUUGAAACUGAGACGUGGGAUGGCAAACACAUAGUGCUGUCAGCAGUAACUGCGGGAAUCAGGUCGAAUUGGAUAUCGGCCAUUCGACGAACGGCAGGCUUACCGGACUCUGGGCCGCUCUCACUGAUUCUGCGAGAGGACUCGGUCGACCAAACGUCUGAAGCGUCCACAUCCCCUGUGACGCCCGUCACCCCGAAUACGAUGAAAACGGCGCCAUUCUCCUCGGAUGAAGAGUAUCGCACUGCUUCAGAAGGCGGGCGAAGGGACAGCGCGGACUGGGGAGACGUCGCCCCGCAACCCCCUCCCUCUCCUAUACUCAACCGGACGCCAAUAUCUAAAGUUAAAGAAAAAGUCCGCGCAAGGAACACUGCCCCUGCUAAAGUAGAUAUCAAGUGCGAGAGAGACGAAAUAGAUGCCGCCAAAGAAAAUGAGCGCCCGGCAGACAAUAUUAUCGAUGAAAACGAAAAACCAAAUGAACCCAGAAAACGUAGCUAUAUAUCGACAAUAGAUAAGCAAUCUAUUGAAAUAGACGACCUGCGAAAGCAGUUGAAGAUGGCACUUAGCGACGUCGACGCUGCCGAGGCUGAGUUAGCGCGACUGAAGAAACUAAAAGCAGAUGCUGCGUUGAGAGAGAAAAAGAUGGAAGAACUAGUUAUUGCUCUACAAAAGAAAGAAGAAGAGCUAUCUAUCAGAACUAAAGAUGCUGAAAACUUAGACGCUAUUAAACAACUUUAUAUUCAGGACAAAAAUAUGUGGGAGAGUAAAUUGACAGAGACACAAAAUUUCUUAAAAGAGUCUACAGAACAUUGUGAGUUGUUAACGAAACAGCUUGCCUCGGCUCAAGAUACGGUCAAGCAGCUUCAAAAGGAGCUAACCGAUUUAAACGAGAAACUUCUUAAGAGCGUUAAAGAGAAUGAUUAUUUGUACGGCAGAAUAAGAGAACUUGAAAGUAAAGUUAUCGUGGAAUCACCAUCCAAGGAGAAGAGAAAAAGUGUUGGUUCGCUUCAUGAACUUGGCAAUAUCAAUGAAAAUGUAAAUUUAGAGUCUUUGGAGAAAAAUAGACUGAUCGAAGAAUAUGUAGAAUUAAGAAGUAGAUUCUUAAGAGCAAUACAGGAAAUUAAAGUUAUGAAGAAAGAACUUCGUGAAUCACACAACAUGUACGACGAAUUGGAGAUCACAAAUCUAAAAUUAAUCAAUGAAAUGAAGUUAAGGGAACAAUGCAGUAGAUCAGAGAUAGAUCUGAUGGCUGCUCGAAUUUUAGACUUGACACAAAAACUAACUGCAUCUGACAAACAAGUAAGAACAUUGAAACAUAAAAUUCAGAAGACUGAGUCUAGAGAAAAGCGACGAAGUUUAUCGCUUAAAGGCAGAGAAUCUUUUACCAUCGGCAAAGAAGUAGAAGAGAAACUGACAGAGCUGGAAAAUAAAAUAACACAAUUAGAGACCGGUGAACCUGUGCCUAUAAUAAAUUCACCAUCAAAGAGCGGAUCACCUGUUAAAGAGAAGGUCACGAAAUCUGAUGGUGUUGCCGACGAAAAAAGAAUGAAACGGUUAGCAGCACGUCUUAGAAGGAAGUCUCUCGAUAGUGCUACAAGUUCCGAGCCCAUGAAAAUGUUGGUCAGGUUAAGCUCGUUAGAAACCAAAGUAGCGUCUGUUCUUGAACAUCGUCGCGAGAUCGCUAACUCCAGUGAAUCGCUCAGUCAAACCGAGAAAACUAUUUUAAAUGAAGACCAAGAAAAUUCUUCGAUCGGUACCCAAUCCCAAAGGCAUCUAUUAGACAGGUUACAGAGUCUUGAAAGUGUAGUGAUACAUUCGAGAAAUAAAGUAAACGAUUGUCUAUGUCAAAUGAGUGCAAUGCGGGCGGCUAAGUCGAAAAAAUCAGCUUCACCCAGUUUAGAAAAGAACUAUAGUCUCAAGUCAAUGGAAAAAUGUUUGUCCGAUGUCAGUAAGAGGCUUCAAGAUUGUUUCGAUAAAUGUGUAUUGGAUUCCUGCGAGGAAGCCAAAAAUGAUGACGAACACGACAGUGUCACUCAGGUCGUGAUACAAUUAGAAGAACAGUUAAAGAUUAAACUAUUAGAUAUAUCAAAACGAAAAGCUGCGCUGUACGAGGCCGGCGAGCUCACCCAUAGGAAAAGCUUAGAACUUUUAGCAGAAAAACUGGCAUACGAGGCCGUUCUCGUCGGUAGAAUCCAAGAAGCUCUGGAAUCCUCGAACGGUAGCAGAUUUUUUGCAAGAUUGAUCAAGUCAGAAAUCACCGAAACUAGUCAAUUAAUCGAUAACCUUAAAUGUAAGUUAAACGGGGAGAGCGGCAAGAACUCCGACGCGACAAAGAGCUCUCUCGAUUAUCUUGCGAAGAUUUUGUCGAGGAACAUCGACGUCAUCAACGGCUCUCGAGAUCGGGACUCCGGUCGGUCCGAGCUGAUAGUGCAUAGCGCAGAUUUGGAGGCCCUGAAGGUGUCCCAGAAAGAAGUCGCCGAAGCCGUAGAAAACUUCAAAGCGGACAAACUGAACGAGUUGUGCUCGGCGCUCGCGGGUGAAGCACUAUCUUACACAAAUUCGAACGAUAGCGACUUUGAGCAGCAGCGGGCCAACACAGAAGCGGCUCGAGUGCGUGAGGCGUGGGCCUCCGCGAGGGAUACCUUGGGGGCGGAGCUCGUACAGGCCGAGGUGGCGAGAGCGCUUAGUCGCGCCGCACAGACCUGUGAGCGUCGUCUUGACGAGGCGAGAGCGUUGCGACUCACACUCACCGCGCAGGACCGCGCCGACCUCGAACUCUGGUGGCAGGCCGCGCACGACCACCUCCGCUGCGAAGUGGACGCCGCUGGACGAGAGCUAGCCGCGCGAUAUCGCCACGCCAGGCCUGCCCGCCGCGAGGGCUCCCCGGGGCUCGACAGCCGCGCGUUGCUGCAGCGGCUGGCCGACGUCCUGGCGCACAAGGCGCUCGUCGACGCUCGCGUGGCCGUCGUGGAGGGAACGUACCGAGCGUCUGCGCCGUCUCGCGCCGCCGCUCGAGCGGACGACGCCGUCACCUCCCUGGAGACGGACCCCGCCGCCGAGGCGGAGUUCGUCUACCUGUUUCAACAUUUCUCGACCGAGUGCCGCGCGCUCUUCUCCAGUGACUGUUCCGGCAACAGUGAAGACUCGAUGAAGAUCUGCGAGGGCCUUGAGCGGGUAGAGGCGGCGGUCGCGGAGGCGCAGCGACGACUCGGAAGUGAAGGCGACGGUCCCGAGGAGUCCGAGGGCCCUGGCGUCGGAGUGGGACAGCGCUUGGAGGCGCUCCGUCUGCGUGUCGAGGCGCUCGCGGCGUGCCAGCACUGUGCGCGCCUGCAAGACGCACUGGAGCGGCUUAAGGCGGAACGCACGCGAGGCGAGUGUGCGUUGGCCCAACAGGCGGGGGCAUUGGCGGCGGCGAGACGGGCGAGGGCGCAACUGCAAGCCCAACACGACCGCGAAAGAGCCACGCUAAGAGACCGCGCCCGCACGUUGCAGCGUCGCCUUGCCGCGCUAGACUCGGAGUACUCCGCUCAGUUGGAGAGCUUACGAGCCGCUUAUCAGAGCGCGGUGUCGGCGGAUACGCACGGUGACGGUCUUCGUGCGCGUUACCAGCAGGAGAUCGAGCAGCUACGCGCACUUUGUGAAAAGGGGCUCAUGGCUAUGGAGAGCUCCCAUCGUCGUAUAGUCAGAGAGAUGGAGGACAAACACCGUGCAGAAAGAGAACAACUCAGGUUGGAGAAGGAACAGGCGCUUGCAGAAGAAACACGAGCAACGUUGGCAGCGCUCGAUGCCAUGAGAAAAGCCCAUGAAAGCGAGGUGCGAAGAGAAGUCGAUAAGUUCAAGCAGGAGCUACUGGCUCGAGGGGCCCCAGACCUCUCGCAAAUCAGCACAAGGCACCAGCAAGAGAUGGACGAGAUAAAGCGAGAGAUACUAUCCUUGUCGGAGAAGUAUUCUAUAAAGUGCGUGGAAAGUGCAGCGCUGGAAGAGCGACUGGCCAAUGCCAACGCGCAACUUGCGCACGCGCACAAUCACAUCAUGCAGCUCGACUCCAGAAACAAACAACUCCGGGCUCAUCUCAUAUCUGAAGCGAAUGACUUGAAGGCUUCAGAAGCGUCUACUCUCUCGCAGCUCAUAGAAGACACUGCGCCGCAUGCGCGGGAGGCGCCUCUCUGGGACCACUUGAGGCAGUUGGCGGCCGUCUGGCAGAACAAUGCUGCAGACGAGGCCGACUCGUUCAAGUCCUCUGCUGGAGGCGGCUCGUCCGAACCGUCCUGCGAAGAUCCAGUACGCCAAAACAGAGACCACCAGAAACCUACAGCUGUCUCCCGUUCAGAACUGAAAUCUAAGCAGCGGUGCUCUGACAGCGGUCGCAACCUGCUCGUGGGUAUGGUCGCCGAGAGAAAGAAACGAUUCGAGCUGUAG